GCUUCUUUUCAUGUUUACGGAAGGAGAAGCAAAAAUGGCUCGUGUUGGGCAGUUGCUUGCUAUAUUUUUUUUAAUUUGCACCUCUUUUGCAUCCUGCUCAUCAGAGUCAUGCAAUAAUACACUCGAACGAGGGCGAGCUUUGUUUGAGAAGGCUGUUGUGAAUGAAUUCCUUGAACGUAUAUUUGACUGUUCACUUACCAAGUAUGUUAAGAACAAUUAUAAAGAAUUAUACGGUGCACUUCAGGUUCGGGGAGUAAAAGCAGGCACCAAGGCCAAUGAAUUGCUUUACAAACUUUAUGGCGACGCUGAUUCAAGUUGCUCUCAGUACUGCGAGGUAUAUCAAUCCGAUAUAUAUGGAAGACGUGCCGCGUAUUUCACGUAUCGCAAUAACCUGCCAUAUAAUCAGAUCUGUAAUCAAAGUACACCAAGACAUUGCUCGGUUGCACCCAUGGUUCUCAUAAAUCAAGUCAACCCCACAUGCUUACCGGAUUCUUGCGCAACCGGUCAGCGCCCGGUGACCGUGGACAACCCUGUACCGAAUGGAACUGGUGGAAGUGAACCCAAUUCAUCAGCAAGCCGUUCCUUUUCUACGUUGUUUGUGGUGAAGCAGUUGCUGUUUCCUGUAGUUGUGCUUAUUAGCUUCUUACAUGUCUAUUAGGAGUUAGGACAGGUGGUUUAUAUGUGUAAGCUAGCUAGCUAGAUCCAUCUCAUCUUCGUCUUUUAAUUUGAUGUACUACAUAUAUUUACAUACCCCCACCCCCUUAAUUUACUUGAACAUACCUAC
This is a messenger RNA of Nelumbo nucifera (sacred lotus), 784 nucleotides long. Lineage: Eukaryota; Viridiplantae; Streptophyta; Magnoliopsida; Proteales; Nelumbonaceae. The record is from RefSeq and is a predicted model, not a curated record.